Messenger RNA from Scutellospora calospora, 305 nucleotides. NCBI's taxonomy places the organism in Eukaryota, Fungi, Glomeromycota, Glomeromycetes, Diversisporales, Gigasporaceae. The record is from the annotation of a GenBank genome assembly.
CACCUGUUUUAGAUGUAGAUUUUGGUCCUGAUGUCCCUACGGCUGGUCAAUCCGUAACUUUUUUUUUUAAAACUGCAUUACAAGAUCCUGUCCCUCCAACUACUACUCUUACAAUUCAAUUUACUAGUGGAGGUAAACCCUUAGAAAUUUGGGCACUUCCAUCUGAUGAAGGACAAACUCAAUAUAUGUUUAAUAAGACUGUUCUGGUACCAGAUCAGUUACCAGCUUCUUUUAAGAUUAGAGUUGACUUAUUAGAUGUUAUUUCUAAUACUCAUUAUGCCUGCGUUGUGUUUACUAGACCUUAA